AUGGAACGGGAGGCGUCGCCGUGGGGCCUCGAGCCCAGAGAUGUGCAAAGUCCUGACGAAAUGGGGAGCCCCGAAGGGUCCCUCAAAGGCAACAUGAGUGAGAAUGAGGAAGAGGAAAUUUCUCAGCAAGAAGGCACUGGGGACUAUGAGGUGGAAGAGAUACCUUUUGGGCUUGAACCCCAGAGCCCUGGGUUUGGGCUACAAAACCCAGAGUUUGAACCCCAAAGCCCCAGGUUUGAGCCUGAGAGUCCAGGUUUUGAGUCCCGAAGCCCUGGUUUUGUGCCCCCAAGCCCUGAGUUUGCACCCAGAAGCCCUGAAUCAGAUUCUCAGAGCCCUGAGUUUGAACCCCAAAGCCCUAGGUAUGAGCCCCAAAGCCCUGGGUAUGAACCCAAGAGCCCUGGAUAUGAAUCUCAGAGCUCCAGGUAUGAAUCCCAGAGCCCGGGAUAUGAACCGCAGAACCCUGGAUUUGAACCCCAGAAUCCUGAGUUCAAAACCCAGAGCCCUGAAUUUGAAGCUCAAAGUUCCAAGUUCCAGGAAGGUGCAGAGAUUCUUCUGAAUCCUGAGGAAAAGAAUCCCUUGAGCAUCCCCUUGGGAGUCCACCCUUUGGACUCUUUCACCCAGGGGUUUGGGGAACAGUCCACUGGGGGCCUGCCCCUAGGGCCCCCUUUUGAGAUGCCCACAGGGGCCCUGCUGGCUACACCCCAGUUUGAGAUGCUCCAGAAUCCCCUGGGCCUGACGGGGACCCUUCGUGGUCCAGGCCGACGAGGUGGCCGGGCCAGGGGUGGGCAGGGCCCGAGGCCUAACAUCUGCGGCAUCUGUGGGAAGAGUUUUGGGCGGGGCUCCACCCUGAUCCAGCACCAGCGCAUCCACACAGGUGAAAAACCCUAUAAAUGUGAGGUCUGUAGCAAGGCCUUCUCCCAGAGCUCUGACCUCAUCAAACACCAGCGCACGCACACGGGCGAACGGCCCUACAAGUGUCCCCGUUGCGGCAAGGCCUUCGCUGACAGCUCUUACCUGCUUCGCCACCAGCGCACGCACUCUGGUCAGAAGCCCUACAAGUGCCCACACUGCGGCAAGGCCUUCGGCGACAGCUCCUACCUCCUGCGGCACCAGCGCACCCACAGCCAUGAGCGGCCCUACAGCUGCCCCGAGUGUGGCAAGUGCUACAGCCAGAACUCAUCCCUGCGUAGUCACCAGAGGGUGCACACCGGGCAGAGGCCCUUCAGCUGUGGCAUCUGUGGCAAGAGCUUCUCCCAGCGCUCGGCACUUAUCCCCCACGCCCGCAGCCAUGCCCGCGAGAAGCCCUUCAAGUGCCCUGAGUGCGGCAAGCGCUUUGGCCAGAGCUCGGUGCUGGCCAUCCACGCCCGUACCCACCUGCCGGGUCGCACCUACAGCUGCCCCGACUGCGGCAAGACCUUCAAUCGCUCCUCCACGCUGAUUCAGCACCAGCGCUCCCACACGGGCGAGCGGCCCUACAGGUGCGCCGUGUGUGGCAAGGGCUUCUGCCGCUCCUCCACGCUGCUGCAGCAUCACCGGGUCCACAGCGGGGAGCGGCCCUACAAGUGCGAUGACUGUGGAAAGGCCUUCUCUCAGAGCUCCGACCUCAUCCGCCACCAGCGGACCCACGCGGCCGGCCGGCGCUGA
Messenger RNA from Lipotes vexillifer (Yangtze River dolphin), 1644 nucleotides. It is a transcript of the gene ZNF768, whose product is annotated as zinc finger protein 768. Gene Ontology annotation, molecular function: RNA polymerase II cis-regulatory region sequence-specific DNA binding; DNA-binding transcription factor activity, RNA polymerase II-specific. The record is from RefSeq and is a predicted model, not a curated record. NCBI's taxonomy places the organism in Eukaryota, Metazoa, Chordata, Mammalia, Artiodactyla, Lipotidae. Gene Ontology annotation, biological process: transcription by RNA polymerase II; regulation of transcription by RNA polymerase II. The coding region runs from base 1 to 1644 and encodes 547 amino acids. The transcript has 2 exons.